AAUAGUAAGUUCCACCGUCAGAAGGUCAUUAAAUAUGCAGCCGAGACACAGAGCAUCCCACCUCCCCGACGUGGGCCCCACGGCCAGCGGUUCGAUUGUCCGCAUUCACCCAAACCCCUCCGGUUCCCCCUUCAAAAUAUCACGCCUUUCCCACACAACUGCUCGCACCACGUUUUGAUUCACUGCAGAGAAAAUCGCGGCACUCUCUCUCUCUCUCUCUUCAAAUAUCUCCCUCCCAUUUCUCUCCCUCACCUCUUCUCCUCAAACAACUGCCCUCGUAUCUCUGCCAGUGAGACACAGGAAAACACACACACACACACACACUAUGAGGGAGAUCCUGCAUAUUCAGGGCGGACAAUGCGGAAAUCAGAUCGGCUCCAAAUUCUGGGAGGUGAUCUGCGAUGAGCACGGCGUCGAUCCCACCGGCAGGUACAAGGGCGACGGCUCCGAAUCCGACACUCAGCUGGAGCGGAUCAAUGUCUAUUUCAAUGAGGCUUCAGGCGGGAGGUACGUCCCACGCGCCGUCCUCAUGGAUCUGGAGCCUGGAACCAUGGAUUCCAUCAGAUCCGGUCCCUACGGUCAGAUCUUCCGCCCCGACAAUUUCGUCUUCGGUCAGUCCGGCGCCGGCAACAAUUGGGCCAAGGGACAUUACACUGAGGGUGCCGAGCUCAUUGAUUCCGUCCUCGAUGUUGUCAGGAAGGAAGCCGAGAACUGCGACUGCUUGCAAGGAUUUCAGGUUUGUCACUCACUUGGAGGAGGCACAGGUUCUGGCAUGGGUACCCUCUUGAUUUCAAAGAUCAGAGAGGAAUAUCCAGACAGAAUGAUGCUUACAUUCUCUGUUUUCCCUUCACCGAAGGUCUCUGACACUGUUGUUGAACCAUAUAAUGCUACUCUCUCAGUGCACCAGUUGGUGGAGAAUGCAGAUGAAUGUAUGGUCCUUGAUAAUGAGGCUCUCUAUGAUAUCUGUUUCAGGACAUUGAAGCUCAGCACUCCAAGCUUUGGUGAUUUGAACCAUUUGAUCUCUGCGACUAUGAGUGGUGUAACCUGUUGUUUGAGAUUCCCCGGUCAGCUGAACUCUGAUCUAAGGAAGCUAGCAGUGAAUUUGAUUCCAUUUCCACGUCUCCACUUCUUCAUGGUGGGCUUUGCUCCACUCACCUCUCGUGGGUCACAGCACUAUAUAUCUCUAACUGUCCCUGAGCUGACGCAACAAAUGUGGGACUCAAAGAAUAUGAUGUGUGCUGCUGAUCCUCGCCAUGGGCGCUACUUGACAGCCUCUGCCAUGUUCCGGGGUAAAAUGAGCACCAAAGAGGUGGACGAACAGAUGCUUAAUGUGCAGAACAAGAACUCAUCAUACUUUGUUGAGUGGAUUCCGAACAAUGUCAAGUCCAGCGUGUGUGAUAUUCCACCCACAGGACUGAAGAUGUCGUCCACUUUUGUGGGGAAUUCAACAUCAAUCCAGGAAAUGUUCCGCAGGGUGAGCGAGCAGUUCACAGCCAUGUUCAGGCGCAAGGCCUUCUUGCAUUGGUACACUGGCGAAGGCAUGGACGAGAUGGAGUUCACUGAAGCGGAGAGUAACAUGAACGACCUGGUGGCAGAGUACCAGCAAUAUCAGGAUGCCACUGCCGACGAAGAAGAAGACUAUGAAGAAGAUGCUGAAGAGCAGUAUGACACCUAAAACAGACCAGCGUAUGAACAAGAAGAAGAAGAAGAAUAUUUUGCUUGCUGCUUUUGUGUGAUGAUCGGAUCCUGUAUUAUCUUCAUCCAACUUCAUUUUUUUUUUCUGCUUUGAACUUAGCAUCUUACUACUGGCUUUUGUUUGUUGGUAUUAAACAUUAGCGUGCAUUUGUUUGGUAUCCAUAAUCAUUGUUUUGUUUCA
Messenger RNA from Salvia miltiorrhiza (redroot sage), 1876 nucleotides. RefSeq names its product tubulin beta-1 chain. NCBI's taxonomy places the organism in Eukaryota, Viridiplantae, Streptophyta, Magnoliopsida, Lamiales, Lamiaceae. Gene Ontology annotation, cellular component: microtubule; cytoplasm. Gene Ontology annotation, biological process: mitotic cell cycle; microtubule cytoskeleton organization. Bases 326 to 1675 code for a protein of 449 amino acids. Gene Ontology annotation, molecular function: structural constituent of cytoskeleton; GTPase activity; GTP binding. The record is from RefSeq and is a predicted model, not a curated record. The transcript is spliced from 3 exons.